GCCCGCCCCCGCCCCGCCUCCCUUCGGACCCCUCAGUCUCAGGCCCGGCUCCCCGCCUGACUCGCGCCCGGCCCGCGGCAGCUUGCUGUCGUCCCGGCCCGCACUGCGGCCCCGCCGCCGCCACCAUGUCCCUGCACGGCAAACGGAAGGAGAUCUACAAGUAUGAAGCGCCUUGGACCGUCUACGCCAUGAACUGGAGCGUGCGGCCCGACAAGCGCUUUCGCUUGGCGCUGGGCAGCUUCGUGGAGGAGUACAACAACAAGGUUCAGCUUGUUGGUUUAGAUGAAGAGAGUUCGGAGUUUAUUUGCCGAAACACUUUUGACCAUCCGUACCCCACUACAAAGCUCAUGUGGAUCCCCGACACAAAAGGCGUCUAUCCAGACCUACUGGCGACAAGUGGUGACUAUCUCCGUGUGUGGAGGGUUGGUGAAACAGAAACCCGGCUGGAAUGUUUGCUAAACAAUAACAAGAACUCAGAUUUCUGUGCUCCUCUAACCUCCUUUGACUGGAACGAGGUGGAUCCUUAUCUGUUAGGUACCUCCAGCAUUGAUACGACUUGUACCAUCUGGGGGCUGGAGACAGGGCAGGUGUUGGGGCGAGUGAAUCUUGUGUCUGGUCAUGUGAAGACCCAGCUGAUCGCGCAUGACAAGGAGGUCUAUGAUAUUGCGUUUAGUCGGGCUGGGGGUGGCAGGGACAUGUUUGCCUCCGUGGGCGCUGAUGGCUCGGUGCGGAUGUUUGACCUCCGUCAUCUAGAACACAGCACCAUCAUUUAUGAAGACCCACAGCAUCACCCACUGCUUCGCCUCUGCUGGAACAAGCAGGACCCUAACUACCUGGCCACCAUGGCCAUGGAUGGAAUGGAGGUAGUGAUUCUGGAUGUCCGAGUUCCCUGUACACCUGUCGCCAGGUUGAACAACCACCGAGCGUGUGUCAAUGGCAUUGCUUGGGCCCCACACUCAUCCUGCCACAUCUGUACCGCAGCGGAUGAUCACCAGGCUCUCAUCUGGGACAUCCAGCAAAUGCCCCGGGCCAUCGAGGACCCUAUCCUGGCCUACACAGCUGAAGGAGAGAUCAACAACGUGCAGUGGGCAUCCACCCAGCCCGACUGGAUUGCCAUCUGCUACAACAACUGCCUGGAAAUACUCCGAGUGUAGCAUUGGCGGCGCCUUGCCCACGAGGCGGGGGCUUGUGUGUUUCCUGCCUCUGCCCCAUCCCCAAAGUAAGAAGAAGCGUGUUUCUGGUGGCCAGUAUGUGUCUCACUGCUUUGCAUCACUGUUAGCAGAAGCUGCUCUAGGAGUUCCUGGCCAGUCGUCCCGUCGCCGUCUGCGCCAGGCUCAGUCCUAGUGUGGCGCCUCCUCAGCCCAGGGCCGAGUUUUACAAUUUUCUCUCCCUUUCUCUUCUCCUCCGGUUCCUCCAUUAAACUUUUCUGUAUAUUUGUUUGUCAGCUAUUGUGUUAAUGAGCACUGCAGGCACUGGCUAUGUUUGUACUCCUCUGCCCCAGAUGUCUCUUACCUGUCUGCUGCCCGAGGCGGCAGUCUGUGUCUGUGUCCUGUUAGCACUUACGUGGGAACAAAUACCAAUUUGGAGUUGUCUUUCCUCCUAUUAUCAAUGUCUUUAACAAAUUUCAACUUUGUAUAUUUUUUACCUAUCAGGCUGAUUUUUUUACGAAAAGAACUUUACUCUUCCCGGUUUCUUCCUUUGUCUCAUAGUCCACCCCAUUAGCACUUCCUCUCUUCCCUCAGUGCCUGGAUCUAGCACUGGGCCUUCGACCCCAUGAGCAGUUUGCCUUCUUGAAUCACUGCCUGACUGCAACGUACCUGACCAGGAGUCCCAGACCGCCUUGGUGCUCUGAAGUCGGCCAGUUCUCUCACCUGUUCUCAGCCCGGCUCUUCUCAAGGGCAUUCUGGGCUCCCAGACAGACACGUGAAGCCUUCUGUUACUUCCUGAAGUACCUCUGUCCGACCCCACUGGGACCUGCUGGCCAUGUGGUAGGGCUGAGAGAGACAGCGUGUCUGACUUGAAGGGAAUGGUUUCAGAAAAGCUGAGCUUAGAGUGCAUUUCCAGUACCUAGUUUCCGAGUCGGUGUUUCCCUCCAGAUGUAAGUCCCAGGCCAUUUUCUUUCACGUCUUGAAUGAUACGCAAGCACAGUCUGUAAGCUGAACUUUGGUAUCUUGAUUUGGUUGGUUUACUGUGACUGAUGGUUGGCCACUCUUUGAGUGAGAGAGUCCUGCUUGAAAGGCACAUAGUCUGUGUGUCUAAUCCUGAACAAGAUCUUCUUUAGAUAUGGGAGACUGUCAGCUCCUGGAAGGAGUGGAUUAAUAGGCUGUGAUAAUCCCAGGCCGUCAAAUAAAUAGAUAGCUGCAGGGCCAGCCAGUUAAGGUGCACCUGUCACCACCCUCCCACCCCAUCCCCCACCCCACCCCCACCAUUAGGUGCUGAGCAGUAUUGGACUUGCAGGCUGCAGUGUUUGUUUCCGUUACAUGAGUGAGUUCCACGGAGAGGGCUUGUGUGUGAUUCCGGUGGUAGAUGAGUCUUUGGGCAGGCAGGGUUUGGGACAUGCUCAGAGUCUAGGGGGACUUUGGUCUAGCAUGUUCUGCCACAGGUUUUUGAGCCCCUCUGAGUUGUGUAGCUGUUGAGUCGGAGAGUAGCAGACCUUACGGCUGGUGGUUUUGUCCACUUGGGUUCUCACCUGCUCUUGAGAAACAAAACAAUUUUGUUCUCCUGGGCCCUUAAACUCUUUUGUUUGAGUCUCCUUUUCCAGAGCAGAUGUAUUUUUAAUCUCCAAAGUCACAGCUCUUUGCUUUACUACACAGGCACUUGUCCAAAGAAAAAGGCUCUUUUCUUAGCGUAUCUCCCCUUCUACUUUUUCACUUUCUUACUCUGAUUUUGAGGCUCUUUAGCUGGCCAUCCACUUGAGGUUGACUUUCCUUCAUUUACUACCAGAUUUGCACUGUGUCAUUCAGCGGUGUAAAGUGAGCAGUUCUUGGUCAGAACCCUCCUCUGCUUGUAAUUCUUAUUUGCUGGUUCCAGGGUCCUUCUCUUAAGGGUAGCAAGUCUAAGUUGAUGGUUGCUUGCUCUAGGAGACCAUCAGGUCCUUCCCCUGGGGAAGGGUCUGAGAUGGAGGUCAGAGUGUAGGAGGGGCUGGUCGUCCUGGGGCAGGGCUUAACUGCACUGAGUUCUAAGUUAAGAUUCCUUUCCUGAUCUACACUUAAACGUGGUCUGCAUGGUGAGAUUUGUCAACUGGAACUGGAAAACAAUCAGGAGAAAAAAUUAGUAGUAAUUAGAAUGUAUUUGCAUAAAGUUGCUACUUCUCUGGAAACCAGCAACUUUUGGUGGUUUUUUUUUUUUCCUUGCCCUGUGGGCUCCCAGACCUCUCACCCCUCCCUAGGUCCUGCAGUGCGGUCCUCCUCCUGCUGGCAUCGACCUGGGACCCAGGUGAGACUCCCCAGUCUCCCUGAGCAAACACAUACACAGUCACGGUUGCUGAGAUGCCGGUAUUUUGAAGUCCCAGCUCCCUUUCCCUCCGUUUCCACCAUAGGCCAGGUGGCCUCAUGGCUAAGGAGGGGAUUUCUGUAGUCUCAAGACUGAGAAAGCCUCUUAGCCAGGCAUGCUCCAGGAAGCAGAGAUCUGUUGUAGUUUCAAAAGCAAGUGUCUGUUUAAUUUGUUCAGGUUUUCAGAUUGCCACCCAGAGAGAAUGGGCGGGAGGCUCUGGAUCUGCUCUCCUUAAGUGUGAGAAGAGCAGUGGCCAGGGCUUCCCUGGAAAGGCCACAGGGCAGCAUGUCCGGGCUCUGGCUCUCCUGGCGGUGGCCCUUCCGUAUGCUCCUACCCCCUGGGCCGAAGCUGCCUUUGUUUUCCUUGUCUGCUCUGAGGGGACGGAGAGGUGCUAAAUAAAUUCGGCUUCAGGUUCCUCAUCAGAGAGUUGGUGAAUGGGUCCAAGUCCUUCAGGGGCUUGAGUAUUUACACCCAAAAGAGUUGGAACCCUCACCUUCUAGGGAGGAAUGGAGCUGCAAGUCGAGGACUUGAAGAGGGAAGAUAUUUGAUCACUGGGUGAGAAUUUCUUAUCAGAACCAGGAUCGGCUCUCAAAGAACCGGUUAAAAUUUGGGAAAAAAACAGAAAAAAUUGAGACUCCUACAAGGUUUUGAUGAUAGUUUUGGCUGAAAUUUUCGGAGGAGAUUUGAGAUGUGGGAGAAAAUCCAUGGUAAGUGUUUCUUUAGAUCAAGAGAGAAGAUAUUAGAGGGCAUGAAAGGUCUGGGGUGGCCAUGGAAUGAGGCUGGGGGCACAGCCUCUGUCAGCCAUUUUGGACCAUCCGUCAGGUAUCUGUGGCACUGGCUAACUGUGGGGACAGGAUGGCAGCUCGGGCAGGGAGCCCCUUCCUGCAGCACUAAGCUCUAGGUGAUGUUCGGUGGCAACAUCCACAGGUGGUGGGCGUCCCGUGGCCAUUCCUCAUCAUGGCUCUCCUUGGUUGUAGGCCUGUACAGAGCAGAGGUUGUAAACAGUCCUGCCGAUUUUCCUCCCCUCCCUUUUCUUUUCUCUUCCUCUGGCCUUGCCCCCAUAGAACUUUCUCCCUGCUGCAGCCUGGGCCUCAAGUCGGAGGCGGUAAAGACAGGUGGGAGCUGCAGGGUUUACCACACCUGGGAGGGCCAUCCCCAGUUUGAGAAUGUGGCAGCUUCUUUGCCUGCCUGGCUUGGAGUAAGGGAGACUACUCAAGUAGACGCCUCUCUCAACGCAGAUGCUUCCCUUUACUCUGUGCACUCCAGGAUGAGGAAGGAAGGUCAUGCCUGGCACUUAAGUUGGGAUUUCCGAGGGAGGAGAGCUGAGCUGAGCUGAGCAUCACUGUGAGCCCUGGACGAGGCUUUCGUACUGGCUGGGCCAGCUGCCCCCAGCGUCUCCUGUUGCAGAGCCUUGCCCACCUCUCCCACCUGCACCCUCUUCUUCUCCCACGAUUGUCGUUGCCGCUGGCUCUCAGAGUUAAAGGUGUGGCUACACAGUGCGGGCCCUGUCGUCUCAGGCUACUUUGUGGAUAUUCUUUUUUAAGUUUGGAAACGUGCAGGUGCCUUCCCAAAGAGGCUUGGACUGGUGUAUCAAACCAGAAACAAAUAAGCUAGUGAAAGUAUGAACUCAAGAAGAAAGGUAUUGGCAGUCAUUGUAAUAGCUAGAAAACUUACAAGGACCCACCUUUAGGACAACCCAGUGACUAUGGACUUGUGGUGUCUGCCGUUUAAGAGAAAUGCUCUAGCCUGGGGUUGGUUGUGGUAAUCCGGUGUGCAACGAGACUUGUUGAGCUACAGCUUUGACUCGCUUGAGUUGAGUAUGAAUCACUUGCUUGGGUUCCUGUGUAUUUUAUGACCCUGUCAGUGACUUCCCCCUGUCCUCCCCCGAAUGUGAACUUGUAGCAUGAUUGUACAAACCUCUGUGUAGAAAACGGAGAUUCCUUGUUCUCUGAGAUGUUAAGCUCUAGCCAAUCAAUUUCUGUCCCCUCUAGCCUAGUACGUCUGAACUUCAUUUCUUGUUACAUAUUUAAACUUUUCCUCUAUACUCUAGGUUUUGUGACCUCCCAUGGUCAGGUGGAGAGGAAGCUGCCCCCUACGGAACUGUACUAUCACCCGUUUUUCUUUUUAAAAUAUUAUUAUCACAGGACUGAUUGUACACAGGGCUUGUAAUAAAAUGUUAACACUGUGCUGUGAAACCAUAAUGGUAAAUCUCCAUUGAAGGCGACUUCAAAGGCACCUGAAAGUGGAGUGUUACAUCUAUGACUUUAUUUCUUGCUUCCUGAGUAUAUUAAACCUAAUUUUCACCCUUUCAUUCUGUUUCAGCCUCCUGUAUAAGAAGUACCGUAUUUUCUGCCCAUCAUACUUUGUAAUAAAACUUGAACAUGUAUAGAUUGA
Messenger RNA from Leptonychotes weddellii (Weddell seal), 5886 nucleotides. It is a transcript of the gene DCAF7, whose product is annotated as DDB1 and CUL4 associated factor 7. The record is from RefSeq and is a predicted model, not a curated record. NCBI's taxonomy places the organism in Eukaryota, Metazoa, Chordata, Mammalia, Carnivora, Phocidae. Gene Ontology annotation, molecular function: protein binding.